Molecule: messenger RNA, 1372 nt
Organism: Nelumbo nucifera (sacred lotus)
Lineage: Eukaryota; Viridiplantae; Streptophyta; Magnoliopsida; Proteales; Nelumbonaceae
Biological process (GO): regulation of DNA-templated transcription
Molecular function (GO): double-stranded DNA binding
Source: RefSeq, a predicted model, not a curated record
UGUUUUGAAGUUCGUAGAACAAAGGUUCCCAUGGUAGAACGAAGACCCAUUUGAAUUCAGAAAGUGUUUUCCAUCAAAAUCCUCCCGGACGCCAACUCCAUGAAACUGUAAGUUCUCUAAGAGCAUCUUCUUUCAAUCUCAUACAAUGUUUGGUUUUUUAGGUAAAAGAUUACUUAUUGCUAGGAGAAGGGACUCAACACCAGCUCUCAGAUAUCUUCAUAAUCCAUUUCUCAAAUCCAUCUCUCACAUUUCAAAUUCAGAAAAGGAGUCUUCUUUUACAGUUUCUUACCUAGUAAACUUUUGUGGGCUCUCAUCAGAGAGAGCCCUUUCUAUUGCAAAGAAGGUCCAUUUGGAAGACAAGAAGAAACCAAAUUCUGUGCUCAAAUUCUUUGAGAACCACGGAUUCAGCAAAACCCAGAUCGAAAAAGUCAUAACAAAGCGUCCAUUACUACUUUUAGCCGACCCAGUAAAAUCAUUUGAGCCUAAAGUUCAAUUUUUCAGACAGUUUGGAAUAUCAGGGCCCAACCUUACUAAGUUCAUCUCUUCAGACCCUGCCAUUCUCACCAGGAGCUUAGAGAAGCAAAUCAUCCCUUCUUGGAAUUUUCUCAAGACUUUACUUCACACAGACAAUAACGUCGUCUUAGCCAUUUACCGCAACUGUGCCUCCUGGAUUCUCCAAUUUAAUGCCCAGACAAUGUUGGCACCUAAAGUCGAAAUCUUGCUGAAUCAUGGUGUGCCUGAGUCCAAUAUCUCGAAAUUUAUCAUGUUGUAUCCUGGUAGACUAACUCAGAACAACGACCGAUUUAGCGAGUUUGUGAAGAAGAUAUGUGAAAUGGGCUUUGAUCCCUCAAGCACAAUGUUUAUUAAAGCCCUAGGUAUAAAAUCGGGGAUGAGCACAGCUACAUGGGAUGCUAAACUUCGAGUUUACAAGAGUUUUGGUUGGUCAGAUGAUGAGAUAUUUUGCUUGUUCAGAAAGGGCCCUAAUUGCAUAUCUAUCUCGGAGGAGAACAUCAGGACUAAGUUGGAUUUCUUCAUGAACAAAUUGAACCUGAAGCCCUCAGUUCUCUCCAGAAAUCCAGUAAUAUUUAGUCUUAGUUUGGAAAAUAGGAUUGUUCCAAGAAUAUCAGUUAUUCAGGUUCUGCUCUCAAAGGGAUUCAUGAAGAAUAAUGUUUCCCUUGGAACUGUAUUAGUAAUGAAUGAUAUGAAGUUUCGAGAUAAGUUUGUGACCAGGUACAAGCAUGAGAUUACUGAUUUAAUAAAUGUAUUCCAAGGUAAAAUAUGAUCAUCUUUGUGAUUCGCCAAGCCUUUUCACAUUUUAAAAUUGUAGUAUAUUCAAUUGAGUGAUGAAGAAAGGAAUGACUGUUUUUUCAUU